Messenger RNA from Thunnus maccoyii (southern bluefin tuna), 3356 nucleotides. RefSeq names its product paired box 7a (gene pax7a). Lineage: Eukaryota; Metazoa; Chordata; Actinopteri; Scombriformes; Scombridae. The coding region runs from base 1 to 1527 and encodes 508 amino acids. The record is from RefSeq and is a predicted model, not a curated record. Gene Ontology annotation, biological process: regulation of transcription by RNA polymerase II; anatomical structure development. The transcript is spliced from 9 exons. Gene Ontology annotation, molecular function: RNA polymerase II cis-regulatory region sequence-specific DNA binding; DNA-binding transcription factor activity, RNA polymerase II-specific.
AUGAUGGCUACUUUACCAGGAACAAUGCCUCGGAUGGUGCGCCCUGCGCCAGGCCAGAACUACCCCCGAACCGGCUUCCCACUGGAAGUAUCCACCCCUCUGGGCCAGGGUAGGGUGAACCAGCUUGGCGGAGUGUUCAUCAACGGGAGGCCCCUGCCAAAUCACAUCCGACACAAGAUUGUGGAGAUGGCCCACCACGGCAUCCGACCCUGCGUAAUCUCGCGACAACUGCGAGUUUCUCACGGUUGCGUCUCCAAGAUCCUCUGCCGGUACCAAGAGACCGGCUCGAUUCGUCCGGGGGCCAUAGGAGGCAGCAAGCCCAGGCAGGUGGCAACUCCUGACGUGGAGAAGAGGAUCGAGGAGUACAAGAGAGAGAACCCGGGUAUGUUCAGCUGGGAGAUCCGGGAUAAGCUGCUGAAGGACGGGGUGUGCGACAGAAGCACAGUUCCUUCAGGUGAGGCUUCAUCUGUGAGCUCCAUCAGCCGCGUUUUGAGGGCCCGAUUUGGCAAAAAAGAUGACGAGGAUGACUGUGAUAAGAAGGAUGAAGAUGGAGAAAAGAAAACAAAGCAUAGCAUCGAUGGCAUCCUCGGUGAUAAAUGUAACCGCACAGAUGAUGGCUCAGAUGUAGAUUCGGAGCCCGACUUGCCUCUGAAGAGGAAGCAGAGGCGCAGUCGCACCACCUUCACCGCCGAGCAGCUGGAGGAGCUGGAGAAGGCUUUUGAAAGGACGCAUUACCCAGACAUCUACACCAGAGAGGAGCUGGCUCAGAGGACAAAACUCACAGAAGCGAGAGUACAGGUGUGGUUCAGCAACAGGCGGGCUCGGUGGCGUAAACAGGCCGGUGCCAAUCAACUAGCGGCCUUCAACCACCUGCUUCCUGGAGGAUUCCCACCCACAGGGAUGCCAACUUUACCCACAUACCAGCUACCAGAGUCCAGCUACCCCAGCACCACACUAUCGCAGGAGGGCAGCAGUACGUUGCACAGACCCCAGCCCCUGCCUCCAUCUUCCAUGCACCAGGGAGGUCUGAGUGCUGACAGCAGCUCUGCUUAUGGUCUGUCGUCCAAUCGCCACAGCUUCUCCAGCUACUCUGAUACCUUCAUGAGCCCCUCAGCAUCCAGCAACCACAUGAACCCUGUCGGCAACGGGCUCUCCCCACAGGUGAUGAGUAUCCUGAGUAACCCCAGCGCCGUACCCUCCCAGCCCCAGCACGACUUUUCCAUUUCCCCCCUGCACAGCAGCCUGGAGAGCUCCAACCCCAUCUCAGCCAGCUGCAGCCAGCGCUCUGACACCAUCAAGAGUGUGGACAGCCUGGCUUCCUCCCAGUCGUACUGCCCCCCCACCUACAGCGCCACCAGCUACAGCGUGGACCCUGUCACUGCAGGCUACCAGUACAGCCAGUACGGCCAGACUGCUGUAGACUACCUGGCUAAGAACGUGAGCUUGUCCACCCAGAGGAGGAUGAAACUUGGAGACCACUCGGCCGUGCUAGGACUGCUGCAGGUGGAGACGGGACAGGCCUACUGAAACCCUCGGGACACACCCUGCACCUCUCCUCACCCUCUGCCACCCUCCUCCAUGCUCCAUCAAGUCUGGACUCCAACUCCAGCACGCCUCUCUGCUGCUCGCUCUGCAGCCCGGCCAUGACAUCAGCACUCUCUGUGCACCGGAGAAAAUGACGCUUGUAGGUGUGACAAGGCUCUUCGGGGAAUGGAACUAAACUUUUCACGCCUUUGUCAACCACCAGGCGGCUAUGUACCCUCUCUUCUCAAUCUUUGGGCGUCUCUGCCUGCUCCUUGUCCUCCUACCCCUGCCCCAAACACAGUUUUGUUUUCAGAGGGCCAGACAGGACCCCAGACGACCCGAGGAUGGUCGGCCGCCUUGGCCCGGGUUCCUCUUUGUCAUGGCUGCAGUCCAGCACACAUUUAGAGCCAUCAACAACAUGUACUUUGACCUUGCUGUUCAUAGUAGUUAACAAAGCCAAUAUCAUUUGAGCGACUCUUAUUCUUGUUCCUUUUUGAUAUUGUUAAGAUUAUUGUUGCUGUUAUAUGAUUAUGGUUAAUGUGAUUUAUGUUGUUCUUUGAUUCCAUUUGUAUCUCUUUUUUCUCUGUUAGAUGUUGGCGUAUAAAACACAGUGGAUGACUGACAUGAUUUGGGAGUGAGUGUCUGUUGCGUAUGCAUGUUUGCGUGUUGGCACAGUCACACACAGAGAGAGAGGAUGAUUGUUUUCCAAGCUGCUGUCCCUCUGCCUGUUCUCUGAGCUCUAAAUGUUCGUGAGCGGUUUGACCUUCCCACUUUCAUAUUCAUCUUGACAUUCCUAAAGAACUUGGCCACUCUGUGGGAAGUCUGGCUGGAGGGAUUCUGCAGGGAAUUAAAGCAGCGUUUUGGCGGCCAAUAGCUUUCCCCUUCUAACCUCCAUCCCAUCCUUAGCCGCGGUCCAUGGGGAGGGGGUAUUGUUUGUAAAAACAGGAUUGGAGAAAUUAAUGUAUUUUGUUUAGAAAUAUGGACCUUGCCAAGGAGGGCUAACUCAAUUCCCCCCCCCCUUCAACCCCUCCCAAAUCCCAUCUGCCAGGAAAUCCUGUGUGAUUUAAACAGUGUAAAGCAGAUUAAAUCACACAAAUAUAAUGUCAAAGCUAAUUCACAGUGACCCUUCCCCUCACUAGCCAGUAUUUUCUGUUUUUAUAGAGUCAUUAGCACAUUUUGUAAAUGCACCUUCAGUUGGUUUCCACUUUCAGACUAAAUAAGCAUUCCUUCGAAACAUUCCAAAGGCUCCAUCUACAAAUUUAUAAGCAUUCCAACGCUUUCUGUUACGAGAUUAAAAAGUACACAAGCUGUGCCAUUCACAUGCACUCUGGAAAAUCAUAUAAUCCAGUCAGUUGUGAAAGGGCACAGGUAACACCACUGAUUUGAGUGGCCCCCACCCCCUCUCUCUGGUUCUGACUGGAGCCCCCUCUAAUCCUCCGCUUUGACGUACUCACUGAAAUGUACAAAAAAGAAGAAAAAAAAUUAAAGAAUAGUGGAUCUGAGACAUUUGUGUAGCACUCAUAGUUGACUUCUGACACAAUGCAGGACCAGCGAUUCCCUUGAGAUGUGUUUGAUUUUUUUUUUUUUUUUUUUCACUGGCAUCGGUGUGAUGAUGUACACAAAAUUGUUAACUUUAAUCUUAAAACAGGAUCUGGUCCUCAGUCGCCUUUAAAAACUGAAACCUGUACAGUAGCCGGAGCAGAUUGUGUAUUGUUUGUUUAUAAAGAGUAUGUUUUAUACUAAAACAAAACUAUGUUGAGUGGUAGGUAAGCAAGGGAUCUGUGGAAGUAAAUGUUUGAUUUGAGUUUCCUUAACUGGCUUGUUUUUUUGUU